Molecule: messenger RNA, 1637 nt
Organism: Cynoglossus semilaevis (tongue sole)
Lineage: Eukaryota; Metazoa; Chordata; Actinopteri; Pleuronectiformes; Cynoglossidae
Product: ubiquitin-like protein 7
Exons: 11
Coding region: 210-1466 (418 amino acids)
Biological process (GO): ubiquitin-dependent protein catabolic process
Cellular component (GO): cytosol
Molecular function (GO): polyubiquitin modification-dependent protein binding
Source: RefSeq, a predicted model, not a curated record
UUGUUGUCACUCGCAGUUUAUAAAACGCUGUUAACGAAGCCUAUAUAACACUUUAAGAAAAGAACGACUGUUGGUUUCGCAUUUAUUUCUAAAAAAAAUAAAUGUCAAAUUUGAAUUUACCCAACACUGUUGCAGCAUAAAAGACAUUUAAAAACCAUCCUUAAAAACAUACAUCUUGAUAAUACUAUGUUAAAUGUUAAUAAAAGUAAAUGAAACGUAAGACUCAUCAACGGAUCUAUGUAGGUUCUCAGGCAUUUAAUCCAAAAAUAGUUACAUCGAGGGCAACUGGACAAAGUUUAACUAUUUUUGGACUCAUCAACGAAGUCCAUGAAAUGGCUUCCUCAGACUGGCAUCUGUCGUUAAAGCUGAUGGAUCAACCUAAAUCCAUCUUCUACUUCCCUGAGAUGAUGCCGGGGGACGUUCCACCUGGAGGAUACAGAGUCGCUGCCUUAAAACAACUUGUUGCAGCUCAGUUGUCUGAAUCUAUCCCUGACCCUGAACUUAUAGAUAUUGUCCACUGUGGAAGAAAACUUAAAGAUGACCUCACUCUGGACGCCUGCGGGAUUCAUCCGGGAUCCACUUUACACAUUUUAAAAAAGGCUUGGCCAGAACCAGAGAGCAGCCCAGAGCCUGUAAAUAAAGCAAACGCAGCAAGAGAGUUUCGAGUGUUUCAUGCUGCUCUUCACUCCCUCAACUCCUCCUACAGAGACUCUGUCUACAAAUUGCUGACAAAUAAAGAAUCACUUGAUCAGAUCAUUAUAGCUACACCAGGACUGAAGUCAGACCCAGUGGCCUUAGGUGUGCUUCAAGAUAAGGAUCUGUUUGUGCAGUUUACAGACCCAAACAUGCUGGAUGUAUUAUCCAGCUCACAUCCAGCGCUGGUCAAUGCCAUCAUCUUGGUGCUGCACUCAGUAGCAGGCAGCAUGCCAUCACAGUCCAGUGCCAGCUCCUCUCGCAACGUCUCCUCCAGCUCCUACAGUGACAUGCCUGGAGGGUUCAUGUUCGAGGGCAUGUCUGACGAUGAGGAUGAUUUCCAGUCGGGAAGUCCAGCAGGACCCUCCAGCAGAGGGCCGCCGUCAGGGAUCCGCCCGGUGUCUUUGAGCCACAGCGGAGCAACGGGUCCUCGACCCAUAACACAGAGUGAGCUGGCGACAGCGUUGGCCCUCGCCAGCACUCCUGACAGCAGCGCCGUCACUCCCACAACAACAAGUCAGGUGGAUCCCUCUGGGGCGGCCCCCAUGUCAGCAGGGACCCCGGUCAGUAACGAUCUCUUCAGCCAGGCCUUACAACAAGCUCUGCAGGCCACCAACAUGUCUGCUCUGCAGGGCCGUUGGCAGUCCCAGAUGCAGCAGCUCAGGGACAUGGGCAUCCAGGAUGAGGAGCUGAUGCUGAGGGCGCUGCAGGCCACAGAUGGUGACAUCCAGGCAGCCCUGGAGCUCAUAUUUGCUGGAGGCCUGGGACUCUGAGGCCACACCUGAUUGGACGGAAGUUGCGGUGGGACAGACAGACGACUUGUCAUGAUGCUGCUCCAACAAUGAUACAUAAUGUGUUCAAACAUCUACAAGUAGACUGAAGGUGGUAGGUGUUCUUUACUAUUAGUGUGACGUGACAUAUAAUAAAAGAAUGUUCAUCUCAUC